Messenger RNA from Daldinia caldariorum, 2257 nucleotides. RefSeq lists its product as uncharacterized. The record is from RefSeq and is a predicted model, not a curated record. Gene Ontology annotation, biological process: mitotic spindle assembly checkpoint signaling; protein ubiquitination; negative regulation of septation initiation signaling. The transcript is spliced from 4 exons. Bases 246 to 1880 code for a protein of 544 amino acids. Gene Ontology annotation, molecular function: ubiquitin protein ligase activity; protein binding. Lineage: Eukaryota; Fungi; Ascomycota; Sordariomycetes; Xylariales; Hypoxylaceae. Gene Ontology annotation, cellular component: ubiquitin ligase complex; cytosol; mitotic spindle pole body.
AAAAGAAAAGAGAGAAAAAAAAAAGAAAAAGAAAAAAAGCCCGACCCUAUUAUUUUAUUUUAUUUUUCUAAACCCUCUCCACUUCCAAGUCGGUGUUCUUAUUUCCAUUAUUAUUCGUUAUUAUACUUGUUAAAAAAGACGAUCUAUUAUUCGUCAAUCAUACACACGACGUGUGGACGCUCUUCCGCACCACACACACCUCCCUAGAUUACCUUUUGCUCGACACCCACGUAUAACCGUAAUAAAUGUUCACACAGCCUACGCCUCCAUCGCCGGGCUUUUUCCCGGCUCUCACACCUUCCACAACCGCUCCACCGACAUCUCCUUCGUCUCCUGGUAGAGGCAGUAGGCUACGGGGUUUAAUACACCUUCAUCUCCUGUCGCGAGACACGUCCAGCCUCGUCCAUCAUAAUAGGACUGCUCCCCAAGAUCCAUCCACAUCUGCACCUUUAAUCCGACCUACUUCCCCCACUACUACGUCCGCUGCACCUCAUGAGGUCGACUCCGACCCGCUGAACACAGCAAAUCAAAACGACGAUUCCAGUAGGAUCCACCGCCGCCGCGCCAGUAGAUAUUCCGAGGCUGCUUCCGAGGCUUUGUUGAACUCAAGAUCAGAAUCGAACCCUCUAGCUGAAAACCAGGAACAAUCAUCGAACCCAAACAUGACGCGGACACGCUCAGCAACCACAGGCGACGCCUCUCACGACGUGUUACCGACUAUCCGCUUCUCGGCGUUCUACGACUCGCGAUCAAACAGACCAUCCCUUUCCUUCACCCCGAUUUCGCGUACAUUGCCAACAGGCAAGGAAACCAUAAAGGUUGGUCGAUAUUCAGAACGGGAGAAUCACGCCCUCGUGCCUAUCAACACGCCGUCUGCUGCGCCCGUAGGCUUUAAGAGCAAGGUCGUAAGUCGCCGUCAUUGCGAAUUCUGGUUCGAGAAGGGGAAAUGGUACAUCAAAGACGUCAAAAGUUCCUCUGGGACGUUUCUCAAUCAUAUCCGUCUAAGCGCCCCCGGUACCGAAUCCAAACCGUUCCCCAUUAAUGAUGGCGACAUAGUUCAGUUAGGGAUAGACUUCAAGGGCGGAGAGGAGAUGAUUUACCGAUGCGUGAAGAUGCGCAUAGAAUUAAAUCGAGGCUGGCAAUCAAAGCCCAACACCUUCAACAUGGCAACACAUAAGCGUUUAAGGGAUUUGACGUCAACGUCAGCUUCAUCAGCCCAUGCACAGGACUGCUCUAUCUGCUUAAACGCAAUAGCGCCUUGCCAAUCUCUCUUUGUGGCGCCUUGUUCCCAUACCUGGCAUUACAAAUGCAUUCGGGAAAUGCUAAAUGGGCCGUCAUGGCCAAUCUUUAUAUGCCCGAAUUGUCGCGCUACGGCUGACUUGGAUGCCGAGGUGGACGAGCCAUCCGACGAAUGGCAACAGCUAGAUUCGGGUAUAGAUGAUACUCAGGAAGACAAGUCUACACCUCCAGCUUCUCAGCCGAACGAUGAAAUUGUGCCACUGGUACCUUCGCAGACGAACGUCAACGACAACGCGUCGCGGCCGUCUGGCGAGGGCGAGGGCGAGGUGGGUGAUAUGACAAUGCACGUCGAUGCAGUCGCAGCGCAGCCUGCAUUGUCGAGGCAUGCCGUAACAGAGCCGGUUCCAAUACCGAAUGCGACACCAUGCGUGAGUAAUGGCGAUAGGUCCACAACCAAUCGGACACCAUCACCUAACAGCAACCCCCUAGGGACUGGUAACGAGGGCCCAAUCACUCCGCGCAACGACGCCGGCCCGUGGGUGUUUGAUGGCAAUCCAGCACGAGUAAGCCAAGAAAGCACCCGGCGAAAUGGUAUGACCAGCCUAGAUGCUGCAGCACAAACCCAAGCGGACAGAUUAUAGAAAAGCCGUCGACUUUUGUAGAGCUUCACUUUAUCUUUCGCCUAAAGUGAAGACAUCAGCCCUUUAGGUGCAGGGAGAAGAUGGGGAGAAGGACCCCGUACAUCAAUGCUACAUUGCGCAUACGACCUAUCUGAUUUCAGCAUGUCGAAGUGGCUACGACGAUACGGCUUUUACCUAUGUUGGAUCCUUGUCAACCAUUCCAAGUAUGGAAAGGGAUAACGCAAGAGUGAGAUCUAGACGAUAUCGAUUCGUUCGAAUUCAGGGGAACUAUAUUUUUUUAUCAUAUAUCUAUUUACUCCCUAUCGAAGGAAAGAUCAAGCUCGGGUUCAGAGCCUGGUGGUAGCUGACCAGACCGAGUCUAUUACCAAUCUCUCUAA